AUGUCGAAUUGUAUGGUUUGUGAUGCGACAACCGCUCAAUAUCACUUCGGAGCAACUGUGUGCCGCGCCUGUGCCGCUUUUUUCAGACGUUACGUGAAUACAAAGAAGGCGACCAUUUUGUGCAAUUGUUUCGCCAAAAGAGGUGAAUGGGAAAUGAUGAUAUCGGAGAAAUAAUGACUUACUAUUCGACUUUUAGAGAUGCCUAGUUCCGUUUGCUUCUCCAAUUACAUCUUCUUGUUUCCAGAAAGUCAAUACUCAUGCCGUCUGUGCCGAAUGAAAAAGUGCGUUUCUGUUGGAAUGGAGCAGAGCAGUACGUUCUCUACUUCUACACUUCGUUUCAGUCUUUGCAAAUUGCAGAAGUUCAAGGACCGCGCGACAGCAACAAUCCAUCCCGAAAACGGAAAAUUAUGAUUAUGGAGGGCUCUUCUGCUCCGGAACUACCCCGAAUCGAGGUCUAUUUCCUUCCACUUUCAUCAAAACAAACUCUUUGCUUCCUUAGAUUGGUAUCAGGUUACGGAACGUGGAAAGAAUUUGCAAUGCCGCGAAGAACUACGAGAAUUUGGAGAAGACGCGGAAUGCGAUAUUCAAAAUGAAAGCGGAGAGCACUGCAGGCGGAGUGAACUUCUACGAACUCUCGCUGGAAGUGAAGACGGACGCCAAGUUGCUAUGGAAACUGUGCGAGAUGACGUUUCCCGAAUUCGAUCAGUUGAACAGACACGACAAGGUUCGAUCGAUUCCUUGUCCCAUUGUUUACCGCCCGUUCCUUGUUUUCAGAAAAUCCUGUUUUACAACUUCUACACAAAGUGGAGUAUUCUCGAAAUGGUAAUGUUCUGUGUCAAAAACAAAGACCAGCAGAAGUUUUUCUCGCCUUCCGGAGCGUCGGCGGUGUCGGUCGAGAGGUUCUAUCUGGAUUGUUUGAAACAGAAAGACGCGUUGAGUGAGACGGAUGUUCUGAGGUAUUCAGAAGACGUCACAAGAUAGGACGAUAUAAUUGUCUCAUGUUCAGGAUCUUCCAACCAUACUGGAACUUUCACAUUCAACAUGUGAUACAGCCGGUGGCAAAGCUCGGUUUUGGAAAUCUGGAGAACAUGGCUCUGUUCGGACUUUUGUUAUGGGAUGCGGGUGAGUGGAAUCUGCCGCCUUUUAAAUGUUUGCACUCUGUGCACCCCUACUGAUCGGGGACACCAUCGGGAGGGACAGUGUGUGUGGCGGGAAAGGCCCGACAGAGAUAUACGGUCGUUCGAUCCCUCCACGCUCUUUGCCGACAGAUCAAGCACACCUUUUCGUUUCUGACUUCAGGCUACACCAACUUGAGCGAAUCUCUCGCCGAGGUUUGCCACGCAAUGCGGAAGAUCAUCUGCCGAGAGUUGAACGCCUUUUUCGAGGAGACCGAAAGCUCCGGCAGCAGAUUCUUCGAAACGUUGGACACUAUCAAUUUGAUUGAGGUAAUUUGGGUUUUCCAUACGACAAAAAAUGAUUUAGAAGAUUCAGAGAGCCGAGCACAUGUGUCAAGAGGAAAUGCAAUUAGCCGGAAUAUAUCAAGUGGAAAUAGACGAGGAUAUGAGGAACAUGAUAAUGUGGGAAAAGUACUAA
Messenger RNA from Caenorhabditis sp. 36 PRJEB53466, 1593 nucleotides. Lineage: Eukaryota; Metazoa; Nematoda; Chromadorea; Rhabditida; Rhabditidae. The record is from the annotation of a GenBank genome assembly.